AUGAUCAAGGGGAUUCUGGUGAUCAAUAAUCAUGGCAAGCCUCGUCUAACGAAGUUCUACGAGCAUCUGCCUGUGGAGCGACAACAGCAGAUGAUAAGGGAAUGUUUCACUCUGAUCUCAAAACGUUCUGAUCGCGUCUGCAACUUUCUUGAAGAUGUCGGGGCGUGGUCGAAGGACACGAAGCUUGUUUAUCGCGUUUAUGCCACCCUCUACUUCAUCUUCGUCGUCGAUGGCUCAGAGUCCGAACUUGGAAUUCUUGACCUCAUCCACGUAUUCGUUGAGAGUUUGGAUCACGUUUUCGAGAACGUCUGUGAGCUGGACUUGAUCUUCCACACCGACAAGGUUCAUCAUAUCUUGGAUGAAAUCGUGAUGGGCGGGAUGGUGCUGGAGACUAAUCUGCAGGAGAUUCUGACAGCGGUAGGUGGAGUCGAUCAUGUUAGCAAGGGAAUGAGUGAUGAGCAGGUGAAGGAGCAGGAAGAGCUAGAGACCAAGGGGAGCAAAGUUGCAUCAGCCAAGUUGAAGCUGAAGAAUCAGCUGCGGUAA
Molecule: messenger RNA, 543 nt
Organism: Guillardia theta CCMP2712
Lineage: Eukaryota; Cryptophyceae; Pyrenomonadales; Geminigeraceae
Gene: AP3S
Product: Adaptor protein complex 3 subunit sigma
Exons: 6
Coding region: 1-543 (180 amino acids)
Biological process (GO): Golgi to vacuole transport; intracellular protein transport
Cellular component (GO): intracellular membrane-bounded organelle; membrane coat; AP-3 adaptor complex
Source: RefSeq, a predicted model, not a curated record